AUUAAUAUGCAAAUGACGCACUUAGCGUGAGGACGUUCUUCGCUUUAUAAAGCGCGCAGCCCCUUCCUCCUCGCUUCCUCUCAGCAUCAGUGCGAAGAAACAACACAAACCAGACUACACUGUCCAAUUACAGCUGAAGAUGGCCUCUACAAAGGAGAAGCUCAUCGCUCACGUGAGCAAGGAGGAGCCCGCGGGGCCCACUAACAAGGUGACGGUGGUGGGUGUGGGGAUGGUUGGGAUGGCUGCCGCCAUCAGCGUCCUCCUCAAGGAUCUGACUGAUGAACUCGCCCUAGUGGAUGUGAUGGAAGAUAAGCUGAAAGGAGAGGCUAUGGACCUGCAGCACGGAAGCCUCUUUCUCAAGACACACAAGAUAGUGGCAGAUAAAGACUACAGCGUGACCGCAAACUCCAAAGUGGUUGUUGUGACCGCUGGAGCCCGUCAGCAGGAGGGCGAGAGCCGCCUGAACCUCGUCCAGAGGAACGUCAACAUCUUCAAGUUCAUCAUCCCCAACAUCAUCAAGUACAGCCCCAACUGCAUCCUUCUGGUGGUCUCAAACCCAGUUGACAUCUUGACCUACGUGGCCUGGAAGUUGAGUGGUUUGCCCAGGAACCGUGUGAUCGGCAGCGGCACAAACCUGGACUCUGCUCGUUUCCGUCACCUGAUGGGAGAGAAGCUGGGCAUUCACCCAUCUAGCUGCCACGGUUGGGUCAUUGGAGAGCAUGGAGACUCCAGCGUUCCCGUGUGGAGCGGAGUCAAUGUGGCUGGAGUGUCCCUCCAGGGUCUGAACCCUGACAUGGGAACCGAUAAAGACAAGGAGGACUGGAAGAGCGUCCACAAGAUGGUGGUUGACAGUGCGUAUGAGGUUAUUAAGCUGAAAGGUUACACUUCCUGGGCUAUUGGUAUGUCUGUAGCUGACCUGUGUGAGAGCAUCUUGAAGAACCUACACAAGUGUCAUCCAGUUUCAACCUUGGUCAAGGGAAUGCAUGGUGUGAAUGAAGAGGUCUUCCUCAGCGUGCCUUGCAUCCUGGGUAACAGCGGCCUGACCGAUGUCGUCCACAUGACCCUCAAGCCAGAAGAGGAGAAACAGCUGGUGAAGAGCGCUGAGACCCUGUGGGGCGUUCAGAAGGAGCUGACCCUGUGAACCAUGGUCUCCUCAAAUGUAGCUGGUGUCACAAAUUACAAACCUUGAUGAGUCUUGCUUGUCUUUCUCUUGACCUCAUAAAUCUCAUUGCCUGUAACCAUCAGAUAUCUCCACGUGUCUCAGACCUUUAGAUUGUAACGCUCCUUAUUUUAGCUGCAGAGGAGAAAUGGUUUAUUCCUGUUGUCUUGACAAAGAUCAUCAGCCUUUGUAAAAGUUUGUGUCUGUGCAUACUAUUGUAUAUUUAACAAAGAAGCACUUGUGAACAAUAUGUGCAAUUUGAGUAUUUUAUUCCAUUCUGAGGUCAACUAGCAUUCCGUACUUGCAACAUGUAAAACCAAAGUUACAAAGUAUAAGUUUUAUGAAAUAUCAUGGUGUUUACAUGUACAAAAAAAAUAUAUAUAUACAAUAAAAAUCAGCUCCGAAAACUA
Messenger RNA from Cyprinus carpio (common carp), 1569 nucleotides. RefSeq names its product L-lactate dehydrogenase A chain. Gene Ontology annotation, biological process: carboxylic acid metabolic process. Gene Ontology annotation, cellular component: cytoplasm. The record is from RefSeq and is a predicted model, not a curated record. NCBI's taxonomy places the organism in Eukaryota, Metazoa, Chordata, Actinopteri, Cypriniformes, Cyprinidae. Gene Ontology annotation, molecular function: L-lactate dehydrogenase (NAD+) activity.